Hirsutella rhossiliensis is the source of this 1413-nucleotide messenger RNA. RefSeq names its product major facilitator superfamily domain-containing protein. The record is from RefSeq and is a predicted model, not a curated record. Bases 1 to 1413 code for a protein of 470 amino acids. Lineage: Eukaryota; Fungi; Ascomycota; Sordariomycetes; Hypocreales; Ophiocordycipitaceae. Gene Ontology annotation, cellular component: membrane. The transcript is spliced from 6 exons. Gene Ontology annotation, molecular function: transmembrane transporter activity. Gene Ontology annotation, biological process: transmembrane transport.
AUGUCUACAGACGACAAGGCCGGGGGAUCCAGCGUCUGGUCUCCAACCGCCCUCGGCAAUGAGUCCGCACUCGAGCAGUCCCGCCCGGCCUUCACCGCCGACGACGAAAAGCGGCUGCUCCGCAAGCAAGACGCCCGCAUCAUCCCCCUAUCGGCCGCCAUCUACUUCCUCUGCUUCCUCGACCGGGCCAACAUGGGCAACGCCAAGAUCCUCAACUCGACGACGCGCGACGACAUGCAGCGCUCCCUCGGCAUGACGGACCGCCAAUUCGUCGUCGCCCUCAUGGUCUUCCUCGUCGCCUACGCCGCCUUCGAGGUGCCCAGCAACAUGCUGCUCAAGAAGCUCCGCCCCAGCCGCUGGCUCGCCUUUCUCAUGUUUUGCUGGGGCGCCAUGACCGUCUCGCUCGGCGCCACUCGCAGCUUCGCCGCCGUCACUGCCGUGCGCUUCUUGCUCGGCAUGUUUGAGGCCGGCCUGUUCCCGGGUCUGGUCUAUUACCUGACCUUUUGGUAUAAGCACGACGAGCGCAGUGUUCGAGUUGCAUUCGUCCUGGCAUCCGCGACGUUGGCCGGCGCUUUUGGCGGCGCCAUCGCAUACGGCAUCGGACACAUGAACGGCGCAUCAGGCCUCGCCGGCUGGCGCUGGCUGUUCAUUCUCGAAGACUACCCCGAGGACGCAAACUGGCUGUCCGGGCCCGAAAAGACGUUGGUCGCCCGUCGUCUGCUGCACGAGGGUAGCAAGGGCCACCACCCGACCAUGAGCUGGACCGAUGCCAAAGCGACGCUGACCGACUGGCGCCUGUACGCGCAUUACGCCCUCUACUUUGCCAUCAGCCCCAGCUUUGCCAGCCUGAGCCUGUUUGCGCCGUCCAUUGUCGCAGGGCUGGGGUAUCGGGAUCUCAUGGCGCAGCUCAUGACGGUGCCCCCCUGGGCGGCUGCGUAUGUGUGCCAAAUCGCCGUGGCAUACUCGGCCGACCACUUCAACGCCCGGGGCACCCACACGGCCGGCGCCGCACUGGUCGGGGCCACGGGCUUCGUCGUCUCCGCCGCCCUGCCGCCGACGGCAUACGCAUCGCGCUACGGCGGGCUGGUCGUGGCCACAUCGGGGGCCUUUGCCUGCAUCCCGCCGCUGCUCGGCUGGCUGUCGUCCAACAUGUUCAGCACCGCGUCGACGGGCCUGGCCAUUGCCAUCAACGUGAGCAUCGGCGGCGGCUUGGGCCAGAUCCCCGGCGUCUGGAUAUACAAGUCGAGCGAGGCGGGCAGGGGGUACCCGACGGGACACUGGACCAACGCGGGCUUCAUGUUGCUCGUCGUCGUCCUAUCGCUAGGGCUCCGGCUAUUUUACGGACGCAAGAACAGGAGGCUGGCGGCCGAGACGGCGAGGCAAGGCGCGCAAGGGAGGCUCUACAAGCUGUGA